Molecule: messenger RNA, 2004 nt
Organism: Cordyceps fumosorosea ARSEF 2679
Lineage: Eukaryota; Fungi; Ascomycota; Sordariomycetes; Hypocreales; Cordycipitaceae
Product: Mis6 domain-containing protein
Exons: 7
Coding region: 1-2004 (667 amino acids)
Cellular component (GO): kinetochore; cytosol; nuclear body
Source: RefSeq, a predicted model, not a curated record
AUGCCCGCCGCUGGAGACGAUGAGAUCACCAACCUGAUCGCGGACAUUGUUGCCGCCUCCAAGCUCCCCCCCAAGGCGCGCGCGACGCUCGUCCGUCCGUCCGUCAACAGCCUCGCGUCGCUCGCGUACGAGCGCGGCCUGCUGCCCGCCGCGCUGGACGAGCUGCUCGCGCUGGUGACGACGCCGAGCCAGCUGGACCAGGCGAGCCUGGGCGUGCACCACGCGCUGGAAGAGCCGGGCGUGCUGUCGCGCGCGUACCCGGUGCUGUUCAACCUGUUGGACACGGCGGCGAUCCGGCCGCAGCUGGCGCACCUGCUGGCGCUGAUCACGCGGAGGAAGCACGUGCGGCCGUUUCGGAUUCAAAAUUUAUUGAAUUUGUCGCGGCAGACGGGGAAUGACCCGACACUGGUCGGGUUGCUGCGCGUGUACAAGGAUUACUAUCCGGAAAUCAUCGUCGGCGAGGCGGUACGCGGGCGUGCCUCUGCCUUCAAGCAUCCGGAUCCGUCAUGGCGGGAAAGAAUGGACGAGCUGCAAGAAGCACAUCUACAGCAGACGCAGGAGCGCAUGUCGCGCCCGCGAGACGCUUUUCGUGUGCACAAGUCAGUCGGACGCGGGCAAAGGAAAACAGCCCUGCCGUCUGUUCACACUACGCACGCCACCGAGGACUCCGUUACGCUGGAGGAAAUCGAAAAUGUGCAGAGCUUCGUGGACAAGAUGGACAAGCUCGAGCUGCCCAACCAGCUGGUCGCGGUGCUGGCCGACCCACUCCUCCAGAAGCUGCUGUUGCUGCGGCCGAGCGCCGAGUCGUACAUGCGCGUGGCCAACUGGCUGAACGCGGCCUUGCAGGAGGUUGUUGACGGCGAUGCGGACGAGACGACGCUCUGGGAGAUGAUGGACGUUGUCCGGGACUUUGUCGUGCAGAUCAAGAACUUGCCUGCUACCGUGCUCAACUUUUUUGCCCACUUCUUUCAACUCUGGAAUGGCGAGGGUUCCAAGACGUGCAUCUUCCAGAUUCUAGUCUACACGCCCCUCCAUGACUUUGACGAAUUAUACAAGCACAUUUUCCAGCCGUUCGAAGCUGCCGUCGCUGACAACAAGCCUGCCACGCAGCUCGAGCUGCUCAACAUGUACACCAACCUGGUGCAUCACUGGACCUCGGUGCUGCGGUCGAGCAAGAACAUCCCAGCGCACGCCAGCCGCACCAUCACCAGCACCGUGCAGCACGCCGGCACGCUCGCCCUCGCCCUGCUGCAGACCGGCCCGACGCUGUCGAGCGAGUCGGCCAUCCUCGCCCUGUACGAGCAGAACCUAGCGCUGCUGACCGACGAGGCGCUGCGGAGCCGCGUGCGCAUCCAGCUGCCGCCGUCAGCGCUCAUCUACCUGCUCGUCCUCAGCCAGUCACUGGCGACGGUGGCGCGACUUUGCCGCAUCAUGGCCUCGUACAAGCGCGGCUUCGAGACGGCCAUGAAGGUGCGCGCCGGCGCCGGCACGACCGUCGACGCCUCCUCCUACUCGCAGGACGAGGUCAACCGCUACAACGGCAACCUGCUCGACAUCGUCAAUCUGCUGUGGCGGAUGCACGCGUUCGGCGUGGAGCGCGGCGACGUCGAGCAGGGGUGCAUGCUGCCGGCGGCGGCGCGGGAGCGGCUGGGGCGCUACGCGGCGGCGGCGGACCGCGGCGUGGUGACGCUGGCGGCGGCGCUGUCGCUUUCGUACUCGCCGGUGCUGUGCCUGCAAAGCAGCGAGGCGCUGCGCGCGCUCGAGGUCCGCCGGAUCGCGGCCGACGAGGCCGUGGAGACGCGCCACGCGGGGCCCGCCUCGCAGGAGAGCCUGCGGAGGCUGGCGACGUCCGGGGGCAUCAGGCUCGGGUUCAACGGGUACAGGGCCAGCGUCCUGGAGGCGCUGCGCGCAAAGGGCAUGCCGGGCGUCGAGGAGCUGCUCAAGGCGAGCAUGCCGUCGGCGGCAAAGGCGAUCGAGAGCUGGGCAGCGGGCAAGGAGGCGUGA